CUUGUUGUAUAGGUAGGAUCUUUGAUCCAUGAAAUAGGACUCUGUUGAUUAUUAUUCUCCAUAUUCCACAAAAGAAAUUUUUUAAAUGCAUAUUUUGAUGACUAUACGACAUAAGAGCGGUGAGCAGUGUAUCGUCCAAAACGCAAUGUUACUUUCUCAGAAAGAAUUCCGUAACUCUCGGCAGUUGUGUCACCAUAAAAUAUUGGUUUUCGUCGGAAGAUUAAUCGGCAACAUGUAACUUGGCAGAUUCAAAUCACAACAUCAGGUUGAAUACAUUAAGCGGAAAUCUGAUCAUUAAAGGAUUAAGUGAGAUCUGACUUUGACAACGCUUUCAUAUUUAAAUACUCGUUUGUAAUUAAUUGCAAUCAAUUAUUUAGAAAUUGAUUGAAGUUAGAAAUUGAAAUUGCAGAUGACUUUUAAUAAGCAUGUAUGAAUAUCUUUUGAUCACUUCUGACUCGUCUUUCAUCAACUACACUAUUACUGUAACUAAAUGCUUUUUCCUUGGACUUUGUCUAGGUCAAAACUCGUCAAAAUUUCGAACAGUCCGGCAAUGACAUUUAUGACGAACAGCACCUAUCAUCUUCGAAUUAAUUAUACUAAUUAUUGCGAGAGGAUUCGUACGAUGUGGUACAAUUGCCUGCAAUGAAAAUUAAUAUAUACAGAGAAAGUUAAAGCUUUAAUAUAUAGUCUUCAUAAAUUGCAAGGUCAAAUUCACUCCGGUCUCUCAAUUUCCAUUUCAUCCGAUGACGCGUUACGAAAUAUUUUCAUGGAUACGAGAUGGGUACACUGUUGUUCAAAAGUAUCGAAUUUGCUCAAUCAUUGAUAGACGCGUGAAGUGGAUAUAUUCCGUUUGACAUUUUACACGAUAGCGGAAACAGUAAAUUCGUGUGAAAAAAAUACAAUUUCUUUUUCGGCGAAAUUCAAAAUAUAAAAAAUCGUUCGUGCAUUGUAUGCAAAAAUAAACGAGCACGUCGAACGCGUAUAAAAGUGUAAUUAAUAUUUAUUGGUUAUAAAAAACGCACGAAGGGAUUCAUAAAAAACGCGUUAUUUAUUAACACGACGGUUGGUUUUGGCCGAUUCAAAGGAAUCAAAGCAAAGUAGAUUAUGUAUCGUGUAGAGUUUUAUCCGUGUGUGUUCUCCCGGAUCGCACCCGUUCAGCCUUUCACCGAUUUUCUCUUUUAUAGCGAAAUUCGAUCGUAUAUCCAUGAUCCAGUCGUAAUAUACAUAUACAAAAAUUGACAAUAUCGGGAACUGGGCCUCGUGGAAUGUUCCUUAACAAGCUAGUGAAAGGAGAGAAAAAACGAACGAAAUGCCAAACGAUAAUAAGAUGACGGGUAUACGACGAGGUUCAGUUUUUGCAGCUGGAUCUCAAUAAGGAUGACCCAGUAAACUUGACUCUUACAGUUCGAGUAAACCGAUAUUUAAUGGAAUUCGAUGCGGUAUUAUCAAAAGAGGCUUUGUUUACUUCGAUGACUCGGGGUGGAUGAACUUGAUCAAAAGUGCAUCUUAUGAUAUAAUCUGCAUUCCGAAACAUGCGUUGCGAAUUACACCAUUUGCAAAAAACAUGAAUGAACUAAGCGAAAUACAGUCUUUUUAUGUAGGGAAAACUAUUUUUAUAACCGGAGGUACUGGCUUGAUGGGAAAAGUUCUUAUUGAGAAGCUACUUUACAGUUGCAGCAAUUUAAAGAAGAUUUACAUCUUGGCACGAGCGAAAAGAGGUCGUAGUCCCGAAGCUCGUGUCAACGAGAUGUUUAAGUUGCCUUUGUUUCAACGAAUUCAGAAGCAAAAGCCGGAAAUGCUGAAGAAAGUGAUAGCGUUGAACGGAGACGUUACCUCGGAUAAUUUAGGACUGAACGAUGAACAAUUGGAAAUGUUGAUUAACGAAACUGACAUAGUUUUUCAUUGCGCGGCAACGCUCAGACUAGAGUCCAACUUGAAGGACGCUAUUGAAAUGAACACGGUCGGAACGAAAAGGAUGUUAGAGCUUGGCAAAAAAAUGAAGAAUCUGACGGCGUUCGUACAUUUGAGCACUGCUUUUUGUUACCCUGACAAAGAGGAACUAGACGAACAAAUUUACGAUCCGUCCGACGAUCCGCACGACGUUAUGAAAAUGGUUCAAUGGCUAGACGAAAGUGCCAUCGAUCAAAUCACGCCCAAGGUACUGAAUCUUCAUCCGAACACCUAUACGUAUUCGAAAAGAUUGGCAGAAAAGCUGGUAGCCAACGAGUUCCCUAAUUUACCGUGUUGCAUCGCCAGGCCGUCGAUCGUAACUCCAGCUUGGGCAGAACCGCUACCAGGAUGGGUGGAUAACCUGAACGGACCCGUGGGACUGUUAGUAGGCGCAGGGAAAGGUGUCAUAAGGUCGAUGCACUGCAUCGGCAGCUAUCACGCGGAAGUGAUACCGGUCGAUGUAGCUAUUAAUUCUUUAAUUACGAUUGCGCAAAAAGUAGCUAAUACCGAAAAAUCGCGAGGUAUACAGAUAUAUAACAUUACUCAAAAUCGCAUCAUGCCUAUCACUUGGGGCGAAAUAUUGGAGAAAGGUAAAAAGAUCGCUUAUCAGUAUCCGUUUGAGGGGCAAGUGUGGUAUCCAGCCGGUGAUAUACAUAGCAACAAAUUCGUACACGAUCUGAUUGUCUUUUUCUUUCACAUUAUACCAGCGUAUUUGAUCGAUUUUCUUAUGCUGAUAUUUCGACAAAGAAGAUUCAUGGUUCGCCUACAGAAUCGUAUAUCGACGGGGCUGGAGGUUUUGCAAUACUUCACCACCAGAGAGUGGAUCUUUCAUAACACGAAUUUUUUAAUGAUGAAGGAAGAAAUGAGUUCGAAAGACCAACAAAUUUUUCCGCUUAACCUUCUGUCUAUCGACCAGACGGAAUACAUAAAGCAUUGUAUCUUAGGCGCGAGGCAAUAUUGCAUGAAAGAAGAUUUGUCCAGUUUACCGAGAGCUCGGAGAUACCAAGCAGUGAUGUACGUUAUUCACCUACUCGCCGUCUAUCUAUUCUACUUCGGUUUUUUGUAUUUAAUCUAUAACAACGUCGAGGUUGCAAGGGUACUCGUCGAUUCUACCGUAGAACAGAUAAAGUCUCUAUCAAUUUUGGCCGGAAUUGCUCAGGAGAUUCGUCAUUAAUGAUACCAGACUCAUGAAGAUUUUUAACGAGGAUCCAUUACUUCUUGCAUAUCGUAUCGUAAAAUGUAAUGUAAAUAAGAUACCAAUUACUCAUGCGAAUAUGUUUUUGAUACUGUUAAUGGUGUAUCUAAGAAGCUCAUAUUUUGUACAUUUUCAGCUUUAUAACG
Messenger RNA from Megachile rotundata (alfalfa leafcutting bee), 3291 nucleotides. Its product is annotated as putative fatty acyl-CoA reductase CG5065. The record is from RefSeq and is a predicted model, not a curated record. NCBI's taxonomy places the organism in Eukaryota, Metazoa, Arthropoda, Insecta, Hymenoptera, Megachilidae. Gene Ontology annotation, cellular component: peroxisome. Gene Ontology annotation, molecular function: alcohol-forming very long-chain fatty acyl-CoA reductase (NADP+) activity. Gene Ontology annotation, biological process: long-chain fatty-acyl-CoA metabolic process.